ACUAUCAGGUUUGCAAGCAUUUUAUUUCCAUGGACAAAAGUUGGAUGAACAUCAAUAGAACUCUUCCUCAAUAUCAGGAUGGAGUUAAUCAAUUUAUUCAGUUUGCAUUCAAAGAUUACGAUGUGGAUAAGUUGCUUCGGUGUCCAUGUAGAAAAUGUAGAAAUAAUCACUUUGCUAAUCGGAAUGAAAUAUGUGAGCAUCUAAUGAUUCAUGGAGUGAAUAAAGACUACACAACAUGGGUUCAUCAUGGAGAAACCAUACCAGAAUCUGAUGAAGAUGCAAAUUGUGAGAUGGAAGAUCAAGCUGGGUUUCGUAUGGAUGAGAUGACGAAUGAUUUCUGGAAUGCUGCCAAUGCAAACAGUGACUCAUCAGUAAACAUUACAACACUUGAUGCACAAGAGGAUAUGGGUACCAAUAUAAUAAUUAAUGAGGAGACCACUAAAUUCCAGAAAUUAAUAGAUGAUGCAGAACAAGAGCUCUAUCCUGGAUGUGAUAGUUUUUCAAUUUUAUCUUUUAUUGUCCAAAUGUUGAAUAUCAAGUGCCUUUAUGAUCUUAGUGGGAAUGCAAUGAAUGCUCUAUUUGGUACAUUGUGCAGCGCUUUUCCUAGCAACAAUAAAGUCCCCAAGUCUUAUGAUGAUGCUAAAAAGAUUAUGUCAAAUUUGGGGUUAGAUUAUAUAAAGAUUUAUGCAUGUUUGAACGACUGCAUUCUUUUCAUAGGUGAAUAUGCUAAAGCUGAAACAUGCCCUGUUUGUGGAAUUUCAAGAUGGAAAGAGGAUGGAGAAAAUAGUGCUCGCAAGUCAAGGAGGAGAAAAGCUAGGAAAGUUCCGCAGAAGGUUUUAUGGUACUUUCCUUUGAUCCCAAGAUUAAAGCGUAUGUACAUGUGUUCAAAAAUAGCUGUUCAUAUGCGAUGGCACAAAGAGAAGCUAGUUGAUGAUGGAUAUAUGAGACAUCCAGCAGAUUCUAAUGAAUGGAAGAACUUUGACAAGAAUUUUGAAUCAUUCGCAUUGGACGCGCGGAAUGUUAGGCUAGGCCUUGCUAGUGAUGGAUUUAAUCCUUUUGGAAAUAUGAGCUCAUCGUAUAGCAUAUGGCCAGUUAUUAUUGCUAUAUAUAACUUACCACCUUGGAUGUGCAUGAAAGAUUCUUAUAUGAUAAUGUCAAUGCUUAUCCCUGGGCCUAAAGCACCUGGAAAUGACAUAGAUGUAUACUUGCAGCCAUUGAUUGAUGAAUUGAUACAGCUACGGGAAGGCGUGCCAGCCUAUGAUGCUCAUGCAAAGUCCUCCUUUAAGCUACGGGGAAUGCUGCUUUGGACAAUCAAUGAUUUCCCUGCAUUUGGUAAUUUAUCAGGCAUGAGCACGAAAGGAAAAUAUGCAUGUCCUUCUUGUCACAUGGACACUUGGUCCCAUAGGCUCGUUAAUGGACACAAAUACUGCUAUAUGGGACAUCUUCGCUUCUUGCCAACAAGACAUUCAUGGAGGAGCAAUGCAAAAUCUUCUGAUGGCCAAAAGGAAAGACGUAGCGCCCCAAAAGCGUUGUCAGGAGAUGACAUUAUGCGUCAAUAUCAAAAUUUCAAUCAGGUUAAAUUUGGGAAACAUAACAAUAAGAGAAAACGCUCAAGCACAUUGUAUGGAGUUUGGAAGAAAAAAAGUAUAUUUUUCCAGCUGCCAUAUUGGAGUACGUUAUCGAUAAGACAUAAUCUAGAUGUCAUGCACAUUGAAAAGAAUGUUUGCGAUAGUAUUGUGGGUACCUUGUUAAAUCUAGAUGGGAAGACAAAGGACAAUAUUAAAUCCCGGUUUGAUUUGGAACUCAUGAAAAUACAGCCUGAACUUCAUGCACCUCCAACUGGUGAUGGGAAGUUCUUAUUUCAUCCUGCAUGCUAUACAAUGACACUAGCUGAGAAGAAAGCAUUUUGUGAGUUCCUUAGAGAAAUAAAAGUGCCAGAUGGAUACUCUUCAAAAAUUUCACACUAUGUGGAUGCAACAAAAGCUAAAAUAUCAGGGAUGUAGUGUCAUGAUUGUCAUGUAU
Oryza sativa Japonica Group (Japanese rice) is the source of this 2022-nucleotide messenger RNA. The record is from RefSeq and is a predicted model, not a curated record. Lineage: Eukaryota; Viridiplantae; Streptophyta; Magnoliopsida; Poales; Poaceae.